AAAUAAGAGACAACAUAACUCUUCGGUGGUGUUGGUGAGUUCGAGGUCAUCCCAACAAAGGUGGAACCACCAUGGCUGCAGCCACAAGCUUUGGAACUGCAUGUAUUCUAAGAAGAGCAGCUCAGGCAUUUGCAGUAUCACAUUCUCAUAUCAUCAACAGCAAUGCCACCUUCUCUUUUCAAAGGAAACUUUCCUCUCAUAUUCUAUCCGUUUCUACUAGUUCAGCUUCAGGUGUAAGUCAAGCAGUUCAAGCUUUAAAGGGAGAAGUUGACGUGCUAAUCAAGGGAGUAGGAGAAAGAAAUGUAGCAAAAGAAGUAAAACAUAUUCUUGAGAUGGCUAGACGAGCAUCAUCGAAGCGGGAGACUCUCCAUACAGAUUUUCUAACACCUCCAGUGCUAAAGGAAUCUAUGCAAAUUUUGGAAAAAUUAGCAGACGUGAAAGCAAUUGCUCAAGGAGGUUAUCCUCAGGCUGAACGCUGUCGGAUUUCAGUUGGACAUCCAGAAGAACUGACUAGUGAUCCAGAUGUUAUUUCAGCAUUAAGCAUUAAAGGGAACUUCCAGUUUGAACCUUGCUCACAUGGUGACUUCCUUGGCUCAAUUCUUGGUACAGGAAUUGUCAGGGAGAAACUUGGGGAUAUUAUAUUGCAGGGAGAACAGGGUGCGCAAAUUAUUGUUGUGCCAGAACUGGUUGAAUUUCUUAUGUCAACCUUGGUUAAGGUUCGUAAUGUUCCUGUAACUUGCACCAAGAUACCAUUAAUUUCUCUUGAUUAUGAACCACCAAGAACAAAAUCAUUCAAAACUAUAGAAGCAUCGCUAAGAGUUGAUGCACUUGCUAGUGCCGGAUUUAAGAUAUCACGCUCAAAGCUAGUUGAGAUGAUAAGCAAUGGUGAUGUGCGUGUCAACUGGAUCCCUGUUACUACCAAAGGAAACACACUGAAGAGUGGAGAUAUUGUAUCAGUCAGUGGAAAGGGAAGAUUAAAGAUAGGAGAAAUAAACUCUACAAAGAAAGGAAAAUUUGCAGUGGAGCUCAUUCGGUAUUUGUAGAAGUUCUGAAGACAUUUCUGUAGGAAGCUUUAGCCUCAUGUAAGUAAAACUGGAGAGAGGCAAAAGUUGUACAGAGUAAUAUUAUUAUUCCCUCCAUUUCAAGAUUAUUGAUGUUCAUCUUAAACCAAGAGCUGUGAUUUGUAUCUGAUAGUGAUCUUAUUCAGUAAUAUCAGCCCAAACGAU
Messenger RNA from Vigna umbellata (rice bean), 1226 nucleotides. Its product is annotated as RNA-binding S4 domain-containing protein. Gene Ontology annotation, molecular function: RNA binding. NCBI's taxonomy places the organism in Eukaryota, Viridiplantae, Streptophyta, Magnoliopsida, Fabales, Fabaceae. The record is from RefSeq and is a predicted model, not a curated record.